Messenger RNA from Lecanosticta acicola, 945 nucleotides. Lineage: Eukaryota; Fungi; Ascomycota; Dothideomycetes; Mycosphaerellales; Mycosphaerellaceae. The record is from the annotation of a GenBank genome assembly.
AUGUCCAGCAUGGAGUCGCUAUUGGCAAAGCUUGGACAUGAGAUCCAAGACCCGAACGAAGGUCAGUCAAGCCUCUUGCAGAAGCGAGUCGGGAUCAGCUGGUAACAGGUAAGUACAGAAACGUAUGAUGUAUUCUCGCAACCUCGGCCUUCUCAAGACCUUGGCAUGGUCGACGCGAGGGCAGAAAGCCUCGACCUUACCAUCGCCGGGCGAGACUUUGAGGUCAAGCAGUCGCCCGGUGUACUACAGUCUAGUCGCGGAGGUGGAACCACGGGAGCUGCGGUCUGGCAGGCAUCCGUCCGCUUUGCUGAAUGGCUCGCCUGGCCGAAGAACCCGCUCUUCUCUUCUGGCGCCCUGGAUUCGGAAUCGGCAGCCCUUGAGCUCGGUGCCGGCAUCUCUGGUCUCGUUCCAUGCGUUCUACGUCGGCGGGUCCGCAGAAUGGUCGUUACGGAUCAGUCAUACGUACUGAAGUCCAUCCGAGAGAACAUAGCCGCGAACGCGGUGGGCUCAAAACACGGAAAACCCAAGAGAGGAGCCAGCGAGCGACAACAGCCGAGCGAUAUCGAUGUGUUCUCUCUGGACUGGGAGAACGAUGACAUUGCAAGUGUACUAUCGUCCAAUGGAUUGGAGAAGGGCGUAGACGCGGUCCUGGCCUGCGACUGCAUCUUCAAUUAUGCCCUUAUCCAGCCGCUCGUAGAGAGCUGCGUGGACAUUUGCAAGCUUCGCAUCGGCAGCGAAGGUGCCGAUGCGGAUCCGCCGCGACCGACGCUUUGCGUGAUAGCUCAGCAGCUCAGGCAACCAGAAGUCUUCGAACAGUGGCUCGAGGCUUUUCAUGAGCACUUCCGGACAUGGAGGAUACCGGAUGAGAUGCUCACUGACGGCUUGAAAGAGGGCACUGGCUUUGUCGUACACGUCGGACUCGUGAGAUGUACGAAGCAGAAUUGA